AUGGCGGCGCCGGCGGAGGCGGAGGUGGCCGCGGGCUUCACCGAGGCGGCUGAAGCAGCGGAACUGACCCGCGCGCUAGGCCGCCUGCUACCGGGGCUGGAGACCGAAAGUAAGCUGGGGCGGCGGCGCGCUCUCGAGGCUCUGGAGCACGCACUGGAAGAGGCGGUGCGGCCCGGAGCGGAUUCCGCUGCUUUCCAGGGCCCCUGGGCUCGUCUCCUGCUGCCGCGCCUGUUGCGACUUCUGACCGAUCCGGCCGAGGGCUGCCGCGCGUUGGCUGCUCACCUGCUGGACUUAGGCCUGCGCCGCGCCGCGCGGCCCGGCGACGCUCUGCCGCGCCUGUUGCCCGCGCUCACCGCGCGCCUGGCCCGACCUGAACCCACGCGGCCGCCUCCUGAACCCUGCGAAGAGCUGCGUCUCGCCCUCGUGCAACUGCUCCACUUGGCCGUGGACCUGGGCGGCGCCGCGCUCGCACCCCACCUGGACGACGCGGUGCGCGCGCUGCGGGGCGCGCUGCUCGAUCCCUUCGCCGCGGUGCGCCGCGAGGGUUGCGAGUGCGCAGCCGCUCUGGCGCGUGCCACUCCGGACCACUUCCACAUGCAGUCGGAGUCCCUGAUAGGCCCCCUGAUGCAGACCGUCUCCCACCAGCACUGGAAGGUCCGGGUAGCCGUCAUCGAAGCCACGGGCACUGUGAUCCAGUUUGGCAACGGGAAUUCGGUGGAUGAUGUUCUUUCUCACUUUGCUCAAAGACUCUUCGAUGAUGUCCCUCAGGUCCGGCAGGCAGUGACGUCGGUGGUGGGGGGAUGGCUGCUGAAUCUCCGUGACCGCUACUCCUUCUUACACAAACUCAUCCCACUUCUGCUCAGCAGCUUCAGCGACGAAAUGCCUGAGGUCCAGCAGAUAGCCACUAGCCUCUGGGAGAAGGUCGGGCUGCAGUGGCAGGAGGAGAACGAGGCAGAUCUAAAAGACAAGCUGGACUUUGCUUCGCCUCCUCCUCCCAACUACCCUGAGCACG
Molecule: messenger RNA, 1012 nt
Organism: Grammomys surdaster
Lineage: Eukaryota; Metazoa; Chordata; Mammalia; Rodentia; Muridae
Product: dynein assembly factor 5, axonemal-like
Exons: 4
Biological process (GO): cilium movement; inner dynein arm assembly; outer dynein arm assembly
Cellular component (GO): cytoplasm
Molecular function (GO): dynein intermediate chain binding
Source: RefSeq, a predicted model, not a curated record